Messenger RNA from Entrophospora candida, 987 nucleotides. The record is from the annotation of a GenBank genome assembly. Lineage: Eukaryota; Fungi; Glomeromycota; Glomeromycetes; Entrophosporales; Entrophosporaceae.
AUGUACAUGUAUAAUAACGAUGGAUUAUUAUUGGUGUUCACUGAACAGCCUAAUGUUAAUAUCUCUAUUUUACCAUUGACUAAUCCACCCGCACCAGCCGUCCAUUUAGCUUUUAGUCAAGAUUUUACCAUUUCGUGUUCAUUACUUUACGAUUACGAUGGAAUAAAUUCGACCAGUUGCGAUCAAUAUGUUACACAACCAAAAAAUAUCGAUUUCCAAGAUUUCCCUUUUGUUGGAUCCUUUUCACCAAAAGGAAAGAUAAAUCUGACCAGAUAUGAUGAUACAGAAAAUGAAUAUGUAUAUGAUACUCAGCAUAAAUAUUUUGAUCCUUCGCUGCCUCCAUAUGAAGAGUCACUUUUCUAUAUGAACAAGUAUACUUUAACGGGAAAUCAUUUGUUUAAACUAGGAUACUCUAGAAAAACCAGAAAGAUGUUGAUUACGACGCCUUUGAAUUACGUGGGCAUUCCGCCUCAAAAUUACUUUACACAAAAUUAUAUUGAAUCAACUAUACAGGAUAUCCCGGCGCAGCCUUCUAAUACAGCUUUCCUGACUGUACGUAUUAGUCCACAUAACUUUAUUACAGAAGAGGAACAAGAGCAAAGGCACAGUACCUUGAUAACCGCAUUAGGAACCAUAGCCGCAUACUACAGUUCUAUUGUGUUCAUUUAUGUCUUUUUAUUUGGGGUUGAGUCCAUGAAGCCAUGGGGGUUUGUACAUAAUGGAUGCUGUGGAUUCAGAAAGGAGACCAAAGAUAGCCUCAUACCAAUUUUGGAGUUUGGCUCAAAAAACCAACUCAAGAGUUCUAAGAAUUCUACAGUGCCUGAGACUCAUAGAGCACUCAGGAGUUCUAUAGCAACUGAGAUGCUUUCAGAAAGAAUUAGAGAAUUGGAAAGUUUUAGAAUAUUUCUUGAAGAUUUUGUUGUUGACACUUCAUUAUUAGAAUCCGUUAAAAAGGAGCAAAAAAAGCGUCAACAAAGGGAAGUGUAG